UUUUUAAUAUAUGUUACAACGAUUCCCCUCCCUCAAAAUUUCCACAGCUAUCUCCACCAAAAGUCCAUGAAAAACGCAUCUUCGCCAAAACCCUCCUCCACGCCGCCCUCACUAGCCUCCUCCGCCACUCCUCCGGAAGGAGCUCGAACACUGCUCAGGAGAGCGACUCAGGCACAACUUCAAGGAAUUCAUAUCCAUUCGGAGCGAUCGCGAAGAGGAGGGUGGGAAUGGGAUGAAGCUUGAAGCAGAUUGCAAGGAUAAGACACACUAGAUGAGCUCCGCCCAACUCUAGAGCCCUAAUUCUACCGCCAACGACAAGGUCGACGAUGAUGGCAAAAGCAUUGCGGAUGAGAAAUGAAAAGCCUGAUCUUACGGAGGAGAAGGAGAUCGAUUGCUCGGAGUCGAAAAGCUACCAUUUUUCGUCCGGAUUCUUUCCGUUUAAGAGCUCAAAGGAGGCGUCGAAGCCCUCAAUGACACCAUGUGAUCUCUCUCUUCUAUCGCUCCCGCCGUCAAGGUGUUGCCUUCCCCAUCUCUUCGACGACCGACGAACACUCUGACAGUGGCUCCGGCGCCAAGCACUUCGACAGCGCCAAACCAGCAUCUGACGAUGCACACCUUAGCUUGCAAUUGCAGCAUCCUCCGAGGAAGACGAGGCGGUGCUGGGCGUCAAAACUGCAUUGCUACAUCAAGAUCGCAGAAUCAAGGAGUAUAAAUAAUGGUUGUCUAGAUUCAUUUACCUGACCAAGAUGGAGCUUGAGAAUUUCUUGUCGGAACCACAUUCUGUUUGACAUACUUACAUUGGAGGGAUUUUGAUCCGACCAGAUAAUUGUGAAGAACCUUUAUUACCUAAUAGGGAUGGCAAACUGAGUUCAUUUCAUUAGGGGAUGACCAAUCUUAUUGAAGUUGGUGCUUUUGGCUUAUCUCUGAUUCCAUUUUAUUGCUGAGAAAAUGUAUCAUUAGAGGAACACUUUAUCCAUCUCAAUAUAUCUUUGUAUUUUAUGGUUCAUUCUUUUGCAGGAAACUUUGCACAAGCACCAUGAAAAAAUUGAUGAUCUAGAGGCUUCCUUGAUUGGGUACGAGGCAAAAGAAACUAGUGAUGAAACUGAAGAAACUAUGGUACGUGGAAGCUAAGCAAAGCUUGAUUAGGAAUUGGCAGAUUUCUGCAAUCACUGUUUAUUGUGUCUUUGCUCUUGAAGACAUGGCAUACUCUGAGGCAAUAGCUAGUACUCUGGAUGAAGAAGAGUUAGCUGAUCUCAAGGACCAGUUUCAAGUAAUUGAUGUUGAUAAAAGUGGUUUAAUAAGCUUUGAAGAAAUGAAACAGGCUCUGGCAAAGGAUGUGCCUUGGCGAUUAAGAGGACCACGCGUACCAGAGAUUCUUCAGGCUAUAGAUAGCAACACCGAUGGACUUGUUGAUUUAAGAGAAUUUGUUGCAGCAACUUUGCAUGUGCAUCAGAUGGAGCAAGACUCUGACAAGUGGCAUGUCCGAUGUAAAACUGCUUUUGACAAAUUCGACAUGGAAGGGGAUGGAUACAUUACACCAGAGGAACUUAGAAUGAUUUUCUUUUUAUGGGCUGUGAGCAACAAAAGAUUUGGUGGUUUGAACUUUUCAUCUAAAGAGGUUGGUUGAAGUGCUUGCAAUCUCAGAUAUUUUGAAGGUGAAAGGAGGUAUUCAGGAACUCCAGCUAAACAGCUUGGGUAUGGAUUAUUAAAGAAGCAACAACUACAUGCUAUAUGGCACUGCAUCCGAACCUCAGGGGUGUGACUGGGAAGUACUUUGACGAAUAACUACCAAGAAGGCUUUAGGAUUUAAGCGAGAAGAUGGUUAAAGCCAAUAAAUAAAGAACAUUCAAGUCAAGAGGAUAAGUAAUAUCUAUCAAUAUCCUUUAAGUUCAUGUAAUAAGAUGUAGUCAAUAGGAGUAGCUUUGAAUGUCGCCUAAUUAAAUUUUUUUGUAUGUGAGUAAUUAUGUUUGUUAUAGAAGUGUAAAGAUGAUAAUUUUUAUAUUUAUCUUGGUUGUUUAUUUAA
Molecule: messenger RNA, 2023 nt
Organism: Zingiber officinale
Lineage: Eukaryota; Viridiplantae; Streptophyta; Magnoliopsida; Zingiberales; Zingiberaceae
Product: calcium-dependent protein kinase 4-like
Exons: 7
Coding region: 1097-1627 (176 amino acids)
Molecular function (GO): calcium ion binding
Source: RefSeq, a predicted model, not a curated record